Molecule: messenger RNA, 507 nt
Organism: Candidula unifasciata
Lineage: Eukaryota; Metazoa; Mollusca; Gastropoda; Stylommatophora; Geomitridae
Source: the annotation of a GenBank genome assembly
AUGGCGUCUGAUUCGAAUAAUAGCAGUAUCAUUGAAAACUGGCUGCGGUCCGUCAACUUGGUGCAGUAUACUCAAGCCUUUUUAGAUAACGGUUAUGAUGAUUUAGAGGUGUGCAAGCAAAUUGGAGAAGCAGAUCUGGAUGCCAUCGGUGUGCCUAGAGACCAGCAACGGGAGAAAUUAUUACGGGCUGUGAAAGUUUUAAGAGAAGAAGGAGGAGCCGCAGUGUAUUUUACUCUGGAAGAAUGUGAUACAUGUCAAAGCGGGGACGAAACUGAAGCCGGUGAAUGCAUUGAAGAUGGGCUUUGUCGUGGGCCUGGAGGUAUUGUCGCUUCUACUGUCAAUGCUCGUGGAGUCGUUUGUCCAGAUGGUAGUGCCUUCAAGUUGGAUGCUUAUGAUAUGGGCAAGACCACGCUGGUAACGUACCCGAAAGUCCAGUUGAAGCUGAUACUGCGAGACAAACUGGUGGAGGAUAGUAUCGACCUGUCGGGGCCUCCCUACACGAGCCCG